AUGCACUUCUGCAAUAUGCAGUUAGCGUAUAGCUAUAAGGCUGAUGCUUUGGACGAGUACAUGCAAAUGGCGCAAGAUACGGGGUACCAGUGUUUAGAUGCUUUCUGCAAGUGUGUGAUACACCUGUAUCAACAAGAGUACUUGAGAAGGCCAACAGAAGCAGAUAUCGAGCUGUUAACUACUAAACAUGAGCAGGUUCAUGGUUUUCCGGGGAUGCUUGGUAGCAUAGAUUGCAUGCAUUGGGGUGGAGGAACUGUCCGAUGGCAUGGCAAGGGCAUCUUUCAAGUGCCCGAUGGACCCAAAACCACCAAGUUCAAGAGGUACCAAGAAGCUGCAAGGAAGGAUGUGGAGCGAGCGUUUGGGGUUCUUCAAGGUCGUUGGCAGAUUGUUGAGCAACAAGCUCGGGCCUACAAUGUGAACAAGAUAAAACGUAUCAUGUUAUGUUGUGUCAUUCUGCACAACAUGAUCGUUGAAGAUAACGGGCGCGCAAUCACAGAGUUUGAAGAAGAGUUGAUAGCUAAUACUGUCCUCCCAACCCGCACGUGGGAUGAAAGGUGUUCAACGCAACUUCGUAUGUACAGGGAGGUGCGCGAUAGAAGGACUCAUCAUGGACUCCGCAAUGCUCUGGUUAAACAUGUCUGA
Messenger RNA from Erigeron canadensis, 642 nucleotides. RefSeq lists its product as uncharacterized. Bases 1 to 642 code for a protein of 213 amino acids. Lineage: Eukaryota; Viridiplantae; Streptophyta; Magnoliopsida; Asterales; Asteraceae. The transcript has 2 exons. The record is from RefSeq and is a predicted model, not a curated record.